Molecule: messenger RNA, 1257 nt
Organism: Amphiprion ocellaris (clown anemonefish)
Lineage: Eukaryota; Metazoa; Chordata; Actinopteri; Pomacentridae
Exons: 3
Coding region: 1-858 (285 amino acids)
Source: RefSeq, a predicted model, not a curated record
AUGAAUCUGCAGGAGCGUCUGACAGGCAGCACCAAUCACCGGCCGCCUGAUGAGAAGGUUGCAGUGUGGAGAGAGUGUGGAUGUCACUCAGGAGAACAGAAGUAUAAACUUGCAAGAAAGAGAAAUGCUCAAGUAGAGUCAGAUCUCUUAAUUACCUCAAUAUUCUACUUAAGUAAAAAGUCCCUUGAUUGCUUUCUGUCAUUUCAAAAUGAUUUUUCUUUGUGUUUUAAGGGGCAUUACACAUUUAAAGGCCCUGCACUGGUAGAGGGGACCACAAGGUGCAAUAAGGCGUGGUCGUACCAAGAGGUGCGCAGACUGGCAGAUUUAUCUGUUGAGGAAAUGCAGCACUUUGAGGACAACAUGGCCCGCAUGGCUGCUGCUAGACACUGCGAGUUUCAGCCAUGUCCCCAGUGCAAAACAAACAUGGAGAGGAAGGAUCUUUCCAACCUGUGUGUCAUAUGUAUCAUAUGCACAGCUGAUCAGGGGGGAACCUAUCAGUUCUGCUGGCAGUGUCAGAAGCCAUGGAAGGGCUCAGCUCCUCGAUCGGACCGCUGUGGCAACGAUGACUGCAUCAACAGGGACCUGCAACUGCUGCAGACAUGCAAAUCCAUCGACCUGCCGGAGGUGGCGGGCGUCACCAGCUGCCCCUCUAUCCGACUCUGUCCUACAUGUGGCAUGAAGAUAGAACAUAGUAGACAAAACUGCAAAAAUGUUAUAUGUCCUCGAUGUCAUAAGGAGUUCUGCUUUGUUUGCCUGAAACUAACGCGGCAAUGUUGCAAGACCAGUUCACCAUUCAGAAUCUGCCCAGGCGGUGUAGCUCCAAGACAGACUUCUAUUCCGGUAUGGCAGAGAAAAUGAAGGCAAUCCGGUGUCUUAUCUUAAUUCAACAAGAGAUCUUUAACAGAAGUGUUUAAAAACACAACAAAAAAUCAAUGCAUUUAUUUUGAAAGGUCUCAAUAUAGUCUCCUGGACACCAAAUGUUUGUGGCAUGUAACUCUGCUCCACAAGACAACUAGGUUCUUAUUUGUGGUUUCUCUGCCUCACUCUGGCUGAACUUUAAAUUGCACAUGACAAAUAUGUUUGGUAUUUACCUCUGAAUCUCCAUUACUGAAAAAAUGUAACUGAACACCAACAACAUGUUGCUAUUGUUAUUGUUUUUGAAAUGUUUUGUAAAUGUAUUUUUGUACUUUCCCUAUUGUAGCACGUUGAGAUUCUGUAUGUAAAGUGCAUUAUAAAUUAAAGGCAUUAUUAUCAUUA